GCGAGCGUCCUGUCAGUCAUGACGUCACCGCGGCCCCGCCCACAUCAGAGGACAGUCCAUCUGAGGACCACCUGUCCUCUGGGCUGCUGUUGAUCCGGGUCCUGCACAGAAGAUGGGGGCAGCAGGGGSGUUCGGCCUGGUUCUGGUCGCCGCGGUUCUGUUCGGGACCCGGGCCGAAGUGCUCGAUGACAUCAUGGACAGCCUGUCGCGCGGAGUCUCCUUCCUGGAGCGGCAGCACGCGCACAUCAACCUGGACGGAGCGGUGGGCUACGUCAUGCUGCAGGCUGAGCUGAAGGAGGCGGUCAGGACCUGGCCCCACACGGACCCGGUCAGCUGGGCUCAGAGGACCACCGCCAACGCUCUGCUCAGACGUUUGGACCAGAACCUGGACAAGUCCGUCACGGCCCUGAGGCAGAACGACCCCAAAUACUACCAAGAAUUUGAACCCCUGCUGACCUGGAGGUUCUGGCUGACCCCUCAGGAGUGGCGCUCCACAGAUCCCAGUCUGGUUUAUCCCUCCACCAUGACCUCGGAGUGCUACGAUGAGCAGCUUAGUGACAAGUGUCUGACUCUGCUGCUGGGAACCUGGAAGAUGAACGGGACGCCUUGCAUCGUCACCAAACCCUGUCGAGACACCAUGACCCGCUUCGGUUGUCCACAUUACUCCCUGUCCCACCAGCUGCUCUACUUCAUGAUCGGCAGAAUGAGAGGCUGCAACGACCUGCUGAAAGGUGACACCAGAGCAUCCAGAACCAACAUGACCCAGAAGAACUACCAGGAGAUCUUCUGCUCCAACAUGAUGAAGACCAACCAGGACAUCAUCACAACCGGUUUGACUGAACAGACGAUUGACAUCUUCAUUGAAAACAUCCUCAUCUGUGGAUUGGCUGGAUUCUCAGAUUUUUACAAAGCUGAUUGGCUGCAGCACAUUGUUGGGAUGCAGGACGGGGAGGUUGGGUGCUUUGGAAGGGACAGGAAUAUCGUCUCUCAGAUGAUUGGAGAUGAACUUCUGGAGCAGCUGCAACCACACAGGAGGGUGAAGAGAAGGGAGAAGAUCCUUCCAG
Messenger RNA from Austrofundulus limnaeus, 1064 nucleotides. It is a transcript of the gene cunh16orf89, whose product is annotated as chromosome unknown C16orf89 homolog. NCBI's taxonomy places the organism in Eukaryota, Metazoa, Chordata, Actinopteri, Cyprinodontiformes, Rivulidae. Gene Ontology annotation, cellular component: cytosol; membrane. The record is from RefSeq and is a predicted model, not a curated record.